Messenger RNA from Ilex paraguariensis (yerba mate), 474 nucleotides. The record is from the annotation of a GenBank genome assembly. Lineage: Eukaryota; Viridiplantae; Streptophyta; Magnoliopsida; Aquifoliales; Aquifoliaceae.
CUACGCUGGUUGAUCAUGAAAAGGGAUGGCAAACAACAACUGUGGUAGGGGCUCGGGGCUACAUCGAUCCUCAAUGUUUCGAAACAGGCAAGGUUAGUAAGGAGUCUGAUGUAUACAGCUUUGGAGUUGUUUGUUUGGAGAUAGCAUAUGGCAGAAAACCCAGAAGUUUUAGUGCCCAAGAAAAUCAUAUGACAAUUGUAGGAUGGGUAUGGGACCUGUAUGAUUCAAGAAAGAUUCUUGAAGUAGCAGACCAAAAACUAUGUGCAGGCUUUGACAAGCAAGAAAUGGAAAGGUUGCUGGUGGUUGGCCUUUGGUGCACUCACCCAGAUUACCAUCGUCGAUCGCCGAUAAGGCAAGCUACUUUAGUCCUUAAUUUUGAAUCUCCUUUGCCUAUUCUCCCAUCAAAGAUGCCACAUGUCCCAACAAGUUUUGGUCCCCCAGCAAAUAUGCCUAUAUCUUGUUCAUCUUCGUCUA